Schistocerca nitens (vagrant locust) is the source of this 4327-nucleotide messenger RNA. RefSeq names its product mitogen-activated protein kinase kinase kinase 10-like. The record is from RefSeq and is a predicted model, not a curated record. Gene Ontology annotation, biological process: protein phosphorylation. Lineage: Eukaryota; Metazoa; Arthropoda; Insecta; Orthoptera; Acrididae. The transcript has 12 exons. Bases 552 to 4031 code for a protein of 1159 amino acids. Gene Ontology annotation, molecular function: JUN kinase kinase kinase activity; protein binding; ATP binding.
UGGCCGAUGUUAAUAGCAGGUUACUAUGAGUGCUCUGUAUUUGCAGAUUUUCUUUGUAGGAUAUCUCAAACACGGGGAGUGCGUUCACGAGAGGGAAAGCGCGUUACCGGUAGUGAUGUGCGGGUGCUAAAAGUGACGUUUCCGUGUGCCGUGGUCUCACUUCAACGACAGUGAAUGUAGGCCAUGAGAAGUGGGCCAGCUCUCAGUUGGGUCGUUUCGGUGGCGGAGGUGGUGGAGGCGGUGGCGGCGGCCGGUGUUGUUUCUGUGGACUGUGAGCAGCAAAACCAGCUCGAGAAGUGCCACUCGUGCGGCGAGUUCAGAUUUAGCGGUGCGAAUUCGUCGUAUCCGUGCUCACCUCCGGACCAAGGUGCAGUGGGAGCAGACGUGCCUAGAGCCGGUGUGUUUUGGUCGGCGACGGAAACCACGGAGGCUGUUGCGACGGCGUCACAGUGGUGCCGCGGCAGGGCAACAGGAGAGGACGAGGACCACGGGAGCUACGUCGAUAAUACCAUCAGCGAAGACGGUGAGAUCGGCGGCAACGGGGACGACGAAUGCCUCCGCUAUUGACGACGUCCAUGGAACGCAGCAAACCGGCGGCGUACUGUAGUAGCAAUGGCCGCGAGGACGUGUACACGACGAGCACCGCGCAACAGACCAGCAACAGCAGCAGCCCCGUCAAGCCCGGGGGCGGUCCCACCUCUUACAGCAGCAGCUGCUCGUCGACGCCGCGCAAGGUGGCCAGCUCCACCUCCUCGGGCGCCGAUCCGCACUCCUUCUGGACGGCGCUGUACGAUUACGACGCCCAGGGCGAGGACGAGCUCAGCCUGCGGAGGGGCGAGCAGGUGGAGGUGCUGUCAAAAGACUUCAAGAUCUCGGGUGACGAGGGCUGGUGGACGGGCAAGAUCGGCGACAAGGUGGGGAUCUUCCCGGCUAACUUCGUCACCAACAACGGCGGCGUGCUAGCGGAGCGCGUCGCCAGCGUCAUUGGCGACUCUGUGCAGCCCGUCGAAAUCAACUUCUCCGAGCUGGAGCUGGAGGAGGUGAUCGGCGUGGGCGGCUUCGGUAAGGUGUACCGCGGCUUCUGGCGCGGCCAGGAGGUCGCCGUCAAAGCGGCGCGCCACGACCCCGACGAGGACAUCGCCGUCACGCUGGACAACGUGCGCCAGGAAGCGAAGCUGUUCUGGCUUCUGGAGCACGAAAACAUCGUGUCACUGAAGGGCGUGUGCCUGCAGCUGCCCAACCUGUGCCUGGUGAUGGAGUACGCGCGGGGCGGCUCUCUCAACAGGGUACUGGCAGGCCGCAAGAUCCGCCCCGACGUGCUCGUCGACUGGGCUAUCCAGAUUGCCCGCGGCAUGAACUAUCUGCACAACGGCGCUCCCGUCUCCCUCAUCCACCGCGACCUCAAGUCCUCUAACGUGCUGCUGAGCGAGCCGAUCGAGAACGACGAGCUGCAGUUCAAGACGCUCAAGAUCACCGACUUCGGGCUGGCGCGCGAGGUGGACAAGACGACGCGCAUGUCGGCGGCCGGCACGUACGCCUGGAUGGCGCCCGAGGUCAUCAAGACGUCCACCUUCUCCAAGGCCAGCGACGUCUGGAGCUACGGUGUUCUCCUGUGGGAGCUGCUCACCGGAGAAACACCAUACAAAGGCAUUGACACCCUGGCGGUGGCAUACGGAGUGGCAGUCAACAAGCUGACGCUACCCAUCCCUAGCACCUGCCCUGAACCCUGGCGGGAUCUCAUGGAAGCAUGCUGGAAUUCUGACCCACACAUGAGACCUUCAUUCGAAGACGUCCUCCUAGCACUCGACGCAAUAAUGCAUUCUGCAUUCACUCAGACACCCCAUGAGAGUUUCCACACCAUGCAGGAAGACUGGAGGCAAGAGAUAGAGCAAGUCCUCCAUGGAUUGCGGAUGAAGGAAAAAGAGUUGCGGUGUCGUGAGGAAGAGCUGACGAGGGCACAGAUGCAGCAGAAACUAGUGGAGGAACACUUGCGUCGUCGCGAACGAGAGCUGGAGGCACGUGAGAUCGACUUGCUGGAGCGUGAGCUCCACAUCAUGAUCAUCCAGCAGACAGCACAAGCCCAGCAGGCACCGACGCCCAAGAGGCGCCGUGGAAAGUUCAAGCGCAACCGCUUGCUGCGCUCUUUGAAGAAAGAACCUGGACAGAUCAGCUCACCUUCAGGUUUCCGGCACACCAUCACUGUGCAGCACACGGCACUGGACCGUAAACCUCGAAACCCUUCAAGUCCAAACAGUCCACCUGGAUCGCCCAGCAUUCCGAGGCUUCGAGCAAUUGCACUCCCAGCCGACGGGGUGAAGGGUAAGACGUGGGGUCCCAGCACGUGCCACCAGCGGGAGCGCGGCCAGAUCAUCUCGCGCGUCGUCGACGGCCAGAAGCGCUGGAGCCGGAGCGCGCCCGACCUGGAGAAGCGCACGGCCCUGCACGCAAUAGACUACGGAAUGCCAGACCCUGACCGGGCACCACCGGAAUAUGUGUCACCUGCAGUCCCGCCGGUGAGUGGAUCGGGGGCGGGUCCCCCCUACCUCCUACCAGCAGCAGCGCUCUACUUCGACGGCCUGGCCGCGACUGGUGCGGGCCGCUCCGGGAAGCUAUCCAUCAUCGAACUGGUGCUGUGCAAUGUGGCAGCCAUGCUGGCAGGGGUCGCAGCCGGGUUCGACAUUAGGCUUGCCAAUGCCACCACUCUGCAUCCACGCCUAGUGUCAGACAGGUCGGGUGAGGAGACUUCAGAGCGUGGCCGCUGGUGGUACCACGAACGAAGUGGUGGCAUCCCGCCGCACCUGUCGCCCGACUACGAGUUCUCGACUGCAUCGGGCUACUCUCAUAACACGUACCACGGCCCCACACGGCACUCCCGGCCAGCUCUCGAGGAUGCGAGGCCACUGCGGUUUACCGAUUCUCCCCAGCACCUCGCUGCACAGCCGCAGCAGCUGUCACCGAGGAGGAAGUCGUCGAGCACCAGUAACGAGGGCAGCGAUAUGUAUCCGCCCCCUCCACCUGCACCUUCUGGGGGGAUGCUGGAGCGGCACUAUGCGGACUACGAGGACCUUCCGCCUCCACACAUCCUCCCACACCACUAUGCGAGCUACCAGCCGCCCCCGUACCCACACUACGUACCUGCAGCACACCACUAUGCGGACCGUAUGUACCCCGAAUUUGCGACUGGUGCCAGCGCCACGCCCCCGACGGGAGGGUCUUACGGCUACCACGAGAUGCAGCCUUACGAUGGGAGCCGUGCCGUUUACGAGGGCAAUCGCACGCCGGUCCUCGGUCGCAGCGGUCCCAGGCACCGACGGACACCGUCGAACGUCUCGAAUGCGUCGUCCACCACAAACAGUGCUGGUGGAGUGAACCCCAGCUUCAGGCUGGAGGACGAGGGCGAGUACGGAGUGCCUGCCCCCCACUACCCGCCCCUGCAGGUCACGCAGCAGCUCCAGUACUACCACCGCAGGCAGGCCCUGCCACCACCGGCAACGGGUCCGGACUACGAGCACGCUCCGCCGCCCUACUUCUCUCGCCAGAACUCCUACGACUCGAACGCCUCUGCCGAGAGACCUGGCACGCUCGAAGUUCGACUGAGGUCCAGUUUACGCAGGUACAACUACUCACCGUCAACGGCCCCUUCGACGCCACGCCUGGGAGGCGGCGGUAGCUGCUCCCCGAAGGUCCCACCACCGGGCAGUAGUGGGGGUGGAGGAGGGGGUUCCUCAUCGUCAGGUGGGGCCGGGACGCCAACCAACCCGACACCUCCUGACAGCUUGACAAGUGAGGACAGCAGCUACGUGUCUGCCAAGGAGGGCAGCUGCUCAUCGACGGCCGGGCCACGUGUCCGCUUCUCACCUGUCAUGCAGCACGGCGGAGGUGUUGGCGGGAACAGCUCAUCGGGCAGUGGUGUGGGACUGAUGGACGCCCCCGUGCAGGACUCGACAGUCCCGUUGCCGGUCUCCCGGAGGAAUGCCCCCUACCACCGCAAACCUUCCGUCUCCGAACUGGAACGAGAAUUCCUAUCGUAGCGGCGGCCCCGGGCCCUGAUACGGGCGACCGGUCCUCUGAGUGGAACGUAACUCCCCGUGUGGCGUUCCUAAGCUUGCCUAUCCUUCCUCACGUUCUGGGAGGAAGUCGUAUUUGAUUCGGACACUACCUUCACGUUUUCAGUGGCCGCUCGUUGAGUGCGUUUCUGUGGUAAAUGUAGGUUUGAAGAACUGUUAUACUUCUUUUUUUAGGAAAGUGUGCUUUGCCUGCUGCUAAGUGCUUUUUUUCGAAGAGUGGAGAUGUGUAAUGCUUGUUUUGUAAAUUGUGCCCUCACAAU